AUUAUUAUUAUUGUCUCUCUCUCUCUUUCUCUCUCUUCUCUGACAAUGGCUUCUCUGUUCAGAGACAAAUCACUCGGUCAAUCGAAGAGAGAGAGUACCAUGCCGGCAGCCGCCGUCACCCGCCUUAACUCCGGCGUACUCUCCGGCGCCAGCACUUCCCUUCCAUCUCCAUUCGGCGGUAUAACACCGACAAUUUCCUCCGCCGACCUCCGCGAAACUGCUUACGAGAUCUUUGUAGCCGCCUGCCGCACUUCCUCCGGAAAACCCCUUACUUACAUUCCCAGCAACUCCACCAAUUCUGAUCGAUCUCCUUCUCCCUCUCCUUCAUCGAAUUCCAUCUCCCCUUCAAUGCAGAGAUCUCUCACUUCGGCUGCUGCUAGUAAGGUUAAGAAGGCAUUUGGUCUCCGAUCCAGUUCGAAUUCUUCAUUAGGGAUUAAGAAGAUUGAAGGGAGUCCACCUUCCGGUGGUAAAACUAAGAAGCCGGUGACUGUUGGGGAGCUGAUGAGAGUUCAGAUGAGGGUUUCGGAAAAUACAGAUUCGAGAAUUCGGAGGGGUUUGUUGAGGAUUGCUGCUGGACAGGUUGGAAGGCGAGCUGAGUCAAUGGUUCUUCCACUAGAGCUAUUGCAGCAGUUCAAAUCAUCUGAUUUCACUGAUCAAGAAGAAUAUGAUGCAUGGCAAAAGAGAAAUCUGAAAAUGCUGGAGGCUGGACUCUUAUUACAUCCUCACCUGCCAGUUGAGAAGUCGAAUGUUGCUGCACAGAGGUUGCGGCAAAUUCUUCAUGGUGCCUUAGAGAGGCCAAUAGAAACUGGCAGAAACAAUGAAUCGAUGCAGGUCCUUCGCAGUGCUGUAAUGACUCUUGCUUCCAGAUCGUUGAGCGAAUCUCUUGUUGAGUCAUGUCAUUGGGCGGAUGGGUUACCAUUGAAUCUACAUCUCUAUGAGAUUCUUCUCGAGGCUUGCUUUGAUGCUAGUGAUGAGGCAUCAAUGAUAGAUGAAGUUGACGAGCUCAUGGAAAUGAUAAAGAAAACUUGGGGAAUCCUUGGAUUGAAUCAAAUGCUCCAUAACCUUUGUUUUUCAUGGGUUUUGUUUAACCGUUUCGUUGCGACAGGGCAAGUUGAAAAUGAGCUGCUAUUUUCUGCUGAUAAUCAGCUAGCUGAAGUCGCAAAAGACUCUAAAACAAUCAAAGAUCCUGCUUAUUCUGGGAUACUAAGCUCUACUUUAAGUGCAAUAUUGGGAUGGUCAGAGAAGCGGCUUCUUGCUUAUCAUGAUACUUUUGACAGAGGAAAUAUUGACUCCAUGGAAUGCAUAAUAUCUCUUGGAGUAUCAGCAGCUAAGAUCUUAGUUGAAGACAUAUCUAAUGAAUAUAGGAGGAAGAGGAAAGGUGAAGUUGAUGUGGCUCGCAACAGGGUUGAUACUUAUAUUAGGUCUUCAAUUCGCACUGCAUUUGCCCAGAGAAUGGAGAAGGCAGAUUCAAGCCGCCAAGCAUCCAGAAACCACUCAAAACCAGUUCCCCUUCUUGCGAUACUUGCUAAGGACAUAGGUGAGCUGGCUGCUAACGAGAAGGAGGUUUUCAGUCCAAUACUGAAGAGAUGGCACCCUUUUGCGGCAGGAGUAGCUGUAGCCACUCUCCAUGCAUGCUAUGGUAAUGAACUGAAGCAAUUUGUUUUGGGAACAAGGGAGUUGACACCAGAAGCUGUACAAAUCUUGAGAGCUGCAGAUAAGUUGGAGAAAGAGCUUGUUAAUACUGCUGUUGAAGAUUCCGUGGAAUGUGAUGAUGGUGGCAAGGCAAUAAUUCGUGAGAUGCCUCCUUAUGAAGCCGAAUCUGUUAUAGCCAAUUUGGUUAAAGCUUGGAUUAAGACAAGAGUGGACAGACUAAAGGAAUGGAUUGAUAGAAUAGUCCAACAAGAGGUGUGGAAACCACUAGCAAAUCAGGAACCAUAUGCCCAAUCUGCAGUCGAAGUUCUUCGAAAUAUCGAUGAGACCUUAGAUGCCUACUUUCAGCUACCGAUACCCAUGCACGCUGCCUUGCUUUCUGACUUAAUGGCUGGCCUGGACAGAUGCCUUCAAUAUUAUGUAACCAAGGCAAAAUCAGGAUGCGGAUCAAAGAACACAUUCGUUCCUACUAUGCCUGCUUUGACCAGAUGUACGGUGGGAACAAGAUUUCAUGGCGUGUGGAAGAAAAAAGAAAAGAGCUUGAACAGCCAGAAAAGAAACUCUCAAGUAGCAACAGCUAAUGCAGAUAACUCUUUUGGCAUACCACACCUAUGCACUCGUGUGAACACUUUGCACCAUCUUCGUUCCGCAUUGGAUGAAAUAGAGAAAAGAAUAAUUACUCUGUUGAGGAAUUCCGAGUCUGCUCAAGAAGAGGAUUUCAAAGAUGGGUUGGGGAAAAAAUUUGAGCUGACACCUUCUGCUUGUCUUGAAGGUGUCCAGCAACUCUCAGAAGCCAUCGGUUACAAAAUCGUGUUUCACGAUCUGAGCAACGUGCUUUGGGAUGGUUUGUACAUGGCUGAGCCAUCAACUGCCAGGAUUGAGCCAUUUGUUAUCAAUCUCGAGCAAAUUCUGACGGUUAUAUCUGACACGUUGAUUGAGAAAGUCCGUACACGAAUCAUUGCUGAUAUAAUGCGAGCUUCUUUCGAUGGGUUCUUGUUAGUUUUGCUUGCUGGGGGGCCAUCUAGAGCUUUUACUAAACAAGAUAGCCAAAUCAUUGAGGAUGAUUUCAAAACCCUAAAGGAUUUGUUCUGGGCAAAUGGAGAUGGAUUGCCAGAUGAAUUGAUUAACAAGUUCUCAGCUACUGCAAGAGAUGUCCUCCCACUUUUCCGCGCUGAUACAGAGAGCCUAAUUGAUCGGUAUCGAAGAAUAACUGUAGAAACUUACGGGUCAGUGGCUAAAUCCAGGCUUCCAUUGCCGCCAACUUCUGGACAAUGGAAUCCAACAGAACCAAACACCCUUCUCCGUGUUCUUUGUUACCGCAAUGAUGAAGCAUCUUCGAAGUUCUUGAAGAAGUCAUAUAAUUUACCCAAGAAACUGUGAAAAAAUGAGACCUGCCUGCGAUAAUAUUGUUAUUACUUAUGUGGGGAUCUGGAAAUGACUGUUAUUGUAUAGUAGCUAUUUGGGCCCGUAUUCUUUUGUUUUUUCUUCCACGAAUUUGCAACCUUCAUUAGCGAAAGAACCAAAACAAACAAUGAGGCGGACAUAUACAGGUUUGUCAUUCUUUUUUCAUAUAUAUAUUAUAUAUAUAUAUGUCAUUUGUUUAUAUGAGCAUCAUGUUAGACUCUA
This is a messenger RNA of Impatiens glandulifera, 3276 nucleotides long. RefSeq names its product protein unc-13 homolog. Lineage: Eukaryota; Viridiplantae; Streptophyta; Magnoliopsida; Ericales; Balsaminaceae. The transcript has 5 exons. Bases 46 to 3030 code for a protein of 994 amino acids. The record is from RefSeq and is a predicted model, not a curated record.